GACAUCUUCACUGAUGAUCAGGGCACUGAUGAUCAGUGCCCCGAUGAUCAGUGUAGCCCCAUCAGUGUCAUCUGUCACUGCCCCAUCAGUGCCACCUGUAAGUGCCCAUCAAUGCCACAUACCAGUGCCCAUCAAUGCCACAUAUCAGUGCCCAUCAGAGCUACCUUUCAGUGCUACCUAUCGGUGCCAGUCAGUGCCGCCUGUCAGUGCCCAUCAGUGCUACCUAACAGUUCCAAUAAGUACGCCCAACAGUUCCAAUCAGUGCCGCCUAUCAGUGCCAUAUGAGUGCUGCCUUUCAGUGCCCAUCAGUGAUGCC
This is a messenger RNA of Staurois parvus, 316 nucleotides long. The record is from the annotation of a GenBank genome assembly. Lineage: Eukaryota; Metazoa; Chordata; Amphibia; Anura; Ranidae.